This is a messenger RNA of Adineta ricciae, 3237 nucleotides long. The record is from the annotation of a GenBank genome assembly. Lineage: Eukaryota; Metazoa; Rotifera; Eurotatoria; Adinetida; Adinetidae.
AUGCGGAAUGGUAACUACGCCGAAGCGGAGGAAAAGAACACAUCAACAACAUCGUCGUUUGAAAUGGCGAGUCGAGCGCCGAGUUUCGUUGUAGUUGGUCUCGUUCUGAUCACAUUCCUGGUAGGAUUUUUCUACAUGUCAUGUUCGUCGAGAACUACUGAACUGCAGCGAACUGUCGAUGACUUCGAAAGUCGGAUACGAACGUUAAUGCUCAAAAAUAGUGAUAAAGAUAAGCAACUUGAUUCGUUGAACAACAAGAAAACUGCUUUGUUAGAAGAGAAGUUGAGUCUGAAGAAACAACUGGAGAAAAAAGAUACGGAAAUCAGUGAUCUCAAUACGAAAUUAAAUGAAAGAUUAAUGGAACUUCGAAAUUUGAAAACGGAUAAACAACUUCUCGAUCAACGAUUAAAAGAAUUUCGAAAUACAAGUAAUAUGUUGGCCGCGAGUAAUUUUGAUAUUAGUCGAUUGAAGCAGGAAUUAGAUGAGCAAAAAAAAUCCAAUAAGGCGCAAAUGGCGCGAUUCGAAGGCGCAAAUGACAGUUAUAAAAAUCGAUCAAAUCCUUCAGGUGGUCAAUUUCUAGAAUUCGCUAAUCAACGUUUCAAACCGUUAUUAUCAGCUAAUGAAACAGUCAAAAAUACUUCAUCAAUUUUACAAGAACCUUUAACUAAAAUUAGUAAUUGGACCAAAGAAAUCAAGAAUAGAUUUGCUCCAGUCGUCUCGGACAUGAAAGAGAAAAUCUCAAAUGACUUGAAUAAUAAAAGUGAUACAAGUGUUGAUCAGAAUAUUCCAGCACCACCAGUGGAUAACGACAAAGAGCAUGGAAAUCGUCGAUUCGGAAGAGUAGAUGAUGUUGACAAUCAACAACAACGAGAUAUCGAGACUCGUCAACGUCGAUAUCGAUCAUUGAAUCGUACUGAUCGUGAUACUGAACAAGAUGACGGUAAAAACAAUGUGCAAAAGGAGCCAUCUCGUGUUCGUCGUACGUUUUCCAAUAAUGCUAAUGUUGCCAAUGGAUUAGAUGACGAAGUUUCUCGCUUAUCAAAACACAGUCGAAAAUCUCGCAUUGCUGGACGUGAAGAGCGUCGAAAUCGUCUGGUAGAUAAUGAAGAUGGAAAUCAAGUGAUACGUAAUCGUCGUAAAAAAUCGGACGAUAUUGGACAAAAGAUUUCGAAUGUACUGGUUUCAGUCUGUAACCUAGACAAGCCGUUAUCAGUAUUUAAAAGUCCAAAAGUUGAGAUAGGUGAAAACAAUAGUAUUGCAAUUUCAUGUGAUCGAUAUAACGUCGCCCACACCGUACAAGAUGAUUCUGUGAUUAUUAACUUUCUAUCGAAUGCUGUAUUAAAAUUAGAUCGUAGUGUUCGAUGUUCGGCAAAUUCGUCACCAGAAACGGUGAAUGGAUGUGCUCAUCAAUGUGCGAAUCUUGGUUAUGGUCGAGAUGGUGAAAUUUUCCUUGAUUUACAGCAUCCUAACGGUACCAAUGAAACCUGUUCGACAGCAUACCGUACCGAAUUACAAGCAGCGAAAUUUGAGUUUUUUCAUGUUCCCGGUGAUCGAAUUCGUAUAGGGGUUGUGCGUCCAGAAGGAUCUUUUGAUUAUGUUAAUGUUUAUUGCUCAGAAGAUGAGCCUCAAACGAUUUUCAAUACCAGCACGCCAACGAAUGAUUCCACGCAGACAGUUGAUUGCUCGUUUUUACCGAAUCUGCCAUUGACAGAUAUUUCACUCGAAACGAUUAAGGAAGAUUUUCGUUCAGCACUUAACAAUAUCAAUCGAGAAGUUCCAUUGCCCAUACAAUAUAGCGCUUCUUUUAAUUCUCUGUUACUCACCAUAUUCGCCAACGCACCACCAGCGAUGAAUCUAGGUAGUACUUAUGAAUUACAUUUAAGCUUUUUUGACAAGAAUAAUCAAAACCUCACCUAUGAAAGAGCACGAGUAGUCAAUCUUAAUCCCAGGCUUGGCGCAACAUUCAACUAUGGUCUUAUACCCAAUUUAAACCAUACGAUUACGUUCAAACAUGUUGUCAAUUCGACUAUCUAUGCUAUUUCUACUUCCACAGUGUUGCCAGUGUCAACUAAUCCAUAUCCAUACGAAGUGACAAAUCUUCGUGUUCGAGAAGAAUUUCAGAAUAUCAUCGUCAGUUGGAAUCACAUGCAUUAUUCUGAUGAUCCAAUUGAAUUUAUUGUGUCAUGUAACUCGAAUAAUAAUGUAACAGCCAAUGUGAAGCAAGAAACUACGUAUGUUUGUGAAAAUCUACACUUCAAUGAGACAAAUAGUAUCUCAGUGGAAACACGAAUAGCCGUACCUAAUUAUCGACACGAUCAUACAACGAUUGUGACAAUCAAUAUUCCACAAGUGCCCUGGAUACCAGAUGUAGAAGUUUAUUACAAGACAGAAACUGACAUCGCCAUCCGAUGGAACUAUAGAGAUGAUCUACUGCGAACAGAUUCAUUUCAAUAUAGAAUACAAUGUGGCUCCAAUGGUACUUUGUUUCCACUGUACAUUCAAGCGAAUGAACACCGAUGUGAAUCACUGGAACAAGGUGCAUUGCAUCUGAUCACCAUCUAUGUCGUAAAUAUGAAUAACACGAUUCAACGAAAGAAAAGCAUUUUAGAAGCAACAUUACUUCCGAAAUGUCGGUACCGAAGUCAUUUCUAUUCAUCUGAUAUGAACGGUACUCGUUUUGUUAUCAUCGAAUGGAGUCCACCCGACCAAGUGUUCGAUAAAAUACAUGUUCUAUGUCCAUCUGCGUAUAUUCCGUUUCAAUACCAUCAAAUCACGUCGCUGAUGUACUUCAAAUGUGAAGUUACGAAUGGUCUCCCAUACGACAUAACAUUUCAUACUAUGAAGAGCGGUUUUCCACUAGCAACAUAUCGGUUUACUGACACCGCACCAAUGGAUCCUACGACAUCUACGAUGAUAACAACAGCAACAACUUCGAGUAUCACAGACAUUACUAGAGUUACGACCCCAGAAACAACAUGGCCAAUUAAUCCUGUACAAUCAUCAAUAACAACAAAGACAACAUCGACGACAUUUGCUACAGGAACCUCAACAAAUUCCACACAUCCAGAUUGCUCUCCAGACACCAUUUCAACCAUACGAACUGAUUUAACACAAUGGCGAAUUGCUGCUAUCAUCGCUUUCAUUAUAGCUGGAUUUCUGGCUAUACUGAUCAUCCUUUUGAUUAUUUUCUCUGUAAUUCUAUAUUCGCGAAAUCGAUCUGGUGAUCACAAUGAAUAA